AUGUCUAUUAUGAACUUCCAAAUACCUCCACCUCCACCACCACAACCAAUGAAUCAUCAUCGUAGAAGACAAAUACCAUUAUUAUACCCAAUAGUUGAACAAAUCAACCAAUUCUUUAAAGUACGAGGAUUCGGAUUGGAGCAUUUACCAAUUGUUGCAUCAUAUUGUGAUAUUAUAUUGGGUGUUGCAUUGCAAUUGAUGAAAAUUAAAUCUUAUGUUGAUUGUUUUUUUGGUAUCAUUGCUCGGUAUGACUCAAAUGUUGUCAUUGGCCAAAUCAAUCUAUUUGUAAAGGAUUUAAUCGAGACUAAUAACAGCCAGACCCAAGUACACCAGAAAUUGUCUGAUAUCAUUUCUACCAUUCCCAACAACAAACAUGUUGACAUUCUAAACAACAUUGUACCAUUUCUACAAUUUGAAAUCGAUCUAAUAUCAUUAUUGAAAUCAAUAAGUGAAUCCAUGUUGAAAAAGAAUUAUGAUUCUAUAUCCAAAUCUAUCCAAAAUAUAAUCAUCCUAUUCGAUCAAAAUAAAUCUUUUUUCAAAAUUUAA
This is a messenger RNA of Cavenderia fasciculata, 546 nucleotides long. RefSeq lists its product as uncharacterized. The transcript is spliced from 2 exons. NCBI's taxonomy places the organism in Eukaryota, Evosea, Eumycetozoa, Acytosteliales, Cavenderiaceae. The record is from RefSeq and is a predicted model, not a curated record. The coding region runs from base 1 to 546 and encodes 181 amino acids.